Messenger RNA from Medicago truncatula (barrel medic), 1417 nucleotides. Its product is annotated as polygalacturonase inhibitor 1. The record is from RefSeq and is a predicted model, not a curated record. The transcript has a single exon. Bases 38 to 1132 code for a protein of 364 amino acids. Gene Ontology annotation, molecular function: protein binding. Lineage: Eukaryota; Viridiplantae; Streptophyta; Magnoliopsida; Fabales; Fabaceae.
UCCUACAUCAAACAACCACCAAAGUUACUACACAAAAAUGGAGAGAAAGUCCAUUUUCCUCCUCCUCCUCUUCCUCCCUUCCUUAACUUUCUCUCUAAUUUCUUCACCACCACGCCCAAACCUCUGCCACCCAGACGACGAAAAAGUCCUCCUCAAGAUCAAAGAUUACUUCCACAAUACAAGCCUCUUCUCAACCUGGAUCCCACACACAGACUGUUGCAAAUGGCGUAUAGUCUCAUGCAAGAAAAUCCCAAAAACAACCAUCCAUCGUGUCAACUUCCUUGAGAUAGAUGGCGCUGAUGAUCUUGUCGGUACAAUCCCGCCACUCAUCGCCGAUCUACCUUACCUCGAGACCCUCAUUUUUCGCCUCCUCCCUAACCUAACAGGUCCUAUUCCUCAAGCCAUUGCAAGACUGCCUCACCUUAAAUUUGUCCUCCUUAAUUGGAACAACCUAACUGGUCCUAUCCCUGAUUACUUUAGCAAACUUACCAAUUUAGCCACCUUAGGGCUUAAUAACAACCAAUUAACCGGUCCAAUUCCUGCUUACCUCGGCCGCCUUCCUAAACUCCAAGGACUAGACUUGUACGACAACCAUUUAACCGGUCCAAUACCGGACAGCUUCGGAUCAUUCAAGGCCGGUUCUCAGGUCACUUUGUCCAACAACAUGUUAUCCGGACCAAUCCCAAGAUCGUUGGGCAAAGUUAAUUUCAGUAUUUUCGAGGCUGCUGGGAACCAGUUGACCGGUGAUGCGUCUUUCUUGUUCGGGGAAAGUAAGACUGAGUUGGCUCAUCUGGACUUGUCGCGAAACAAGUUGUCAUUCGACCUCUCUAAGGUGGUAAUGCCAGUGGGACAACUGGAAUCGAAUUUGCUUGUCUUACGGUUGGAAAAUAACAUGAUAUACGGAAAGUUGCCAGCUUGGUUAGGCCAAGCGUCAUUGUUGUACGACUUCAAUGUGAGCUACAACCAGCUUUUCGGUCCUAUACCGACAGUUGGAGGGAAGUUGCAAGAGUUUGAUCCAUCGUCGUUUUCGCAUAAUAAGGGCUUGUGUGGUUCUCCUUUGCCUCCUUGUAAGCAGGGCCGUCCCGGCUCCAUAGAGCUCUUCGCACUUGCUCAAGAAAGGGCCUCCUUGUAAGUGAAAUUAGUACUCAAUCGGUUACACAUUUAUCGGCCUCAUAUAACAUGGGGCAUUUAUAAGAAAAUGUGUUAAAAUAAUAGUAAUAAUGUUGGGGGUGUGGAACUCUUUUUUAGAGUAAGGGUGGUAUGAGAUUCUAUCUAGCUUCAACGAGAGAUUCUAUCUAGCUUCAACGAGAGUUUGUUAGGAUUCUCUUUCACCAAUUUGAUGUAGCGAUGAGCAAAAUAUGAAUGACAUAUCCAUCAGCAAAAGAAAUAACACAUGUUCUGAUGGCAAUGAAAAUAA